Bombyx mandarina (wild silkworm) is the source of this 1029-nucleotide messenger RNA. Its product is annotated as trypsin. NCBI's taxonomy places the organism in Eukaryota, Metazoa, Arthropoda, Insecta, Lepidoptera, Bombycidae. Gene Ontology annotation, molecular function: serine-type endopeptidase activity. The record is from RefSeq and is a predicted model, not a curated record. Gene Ontology annotation, biological process: proteolysis.
AUGUAUUCAUUUAAUGCUCUUGCUUAUCUCCUCACGUUCAGCAUGCCCUCUCAAUUGAGAAAACUAUUUAACUUGAUACUGACCACCUUUAUUAUUGUAACGGCAUCUUCAGAUUCAGACUCACGAGAGGAACAUAGCUCAGAAAACCAAGAAUAUAAUGAAGUAUUUAAUCUCAGCUUAAAAGAAAAACCCAAGAGAACUAGGCAAGAGCAGCACCAGUGCUUUAAUGCUGAAACUUCUUCUGAGAUUACGAAUAAACCUCAGUGCGGUUACCAGGAUCACAUAAGUACCGAGAAGCGAGUUAAAGACGAAAGUACUUUAAGCAGAUAUCCUUUUUCCGCCUCUAUACAAAGAAAGGGAGCACAUUACGCUACAGGUGCUCUUCUUAACAACAGAUGGAUCCUGAGUUCAGCUGGAGAGUUUUAUAAUGUGAGGGAAUCAAUAAAACUAUUUAAGGUGAGAUUAGGCUCAAGUGAUUGCAAAAGAGGCGGUGUUUUAAUACCAAUAAGGGGGUUGGUGAUUCACCCGUCUUACAUUUUUGGUAAACCAAGCUUCGACCUGGCAAUGCUGAAAAUAGCAGUCCCCGUUAAUUAUUCUCCAGCCAUCAGGCCGGUCAGGCUAUCGAAGGUCACAGCUAAACUCUUGGAUGCCAACUUCCUAACGACCUAUUGGCCUAGGAUCAUAAUCAAAGGUCGAACGAUAUCUCCGUCGGCGAGCGAGCGCACAAGGCCGAGCAGCAUGAGGGUGUCCACGCAGAGCACCGUACCCCGCGAGGACUGCGAGGAAGUCAUGGAGGAGCAGAACGAAACGCUCGGAGGAGACAGCUUUUGUCUGAAGCCGGUUGGCGGACACCACAGCGCUUGCAGCCCGGACGUCGGCGCGCCAGUUAUUGCAAAUGACGGACUUUGGGGCAUCACGUCGGGAUGGACGUCGAGGGACUGCGAGCGGAAUGAAAGUCCCACAAUAAUAACACGCACCUCCUCGUCGGGCAUGCGCGCCUGGUUAGACGAACAGCUGUUGGAUACUUAA